Nothoprocta perdicaria is the source of this 1577-nucleotide messenger RNA. It is a transcript of the gene TAB1, whose product is annotated as TGF-beta activated kinase 1 (MAP3K7) binding protein 1. The transcript is spliced from 11 exons. Gene Ontology annotation, cellular component: cytosol. Gene Ontology annotation, biological process: protein dephosphorylation. The record is from RefSeq and is a predicted model, not a curated record. Gene Ontology annotation, molecular function: protein serine/threonine phosphatase activity. The coding region runs from base 1 to 1482 and encodes 493 amino acids. Lineage: Eukaryota; Metazoa; Chordata; Aves; Tinamiformes; Tinamidae.
AUGAUGGAGCAGCAGCCCAGCUGGACAGACGACCUGCCCUCGUGCCAUCUCUCUGGGGUGGGCUCCGCUCCAAACCGUUCCUACAGCGCGGACGGCAAGGGCACAGAGGGGCACCCCUUGGAAGAUAACUGGUUAAAGUUCAGGAGCGAGAACAACUGCUACCUCUAUGGUGUCUUCAAUGGCUACGAUGGCAACCGAGUCACCAACUUUGUGGGUCAGAGGCUCUCGGCAGAGCUGCUCUUGGGGCAGCUACACGCGGACCACAGCGAUGCUGACGUGCGCCGCGUUCUGCUGCAGGCUUUUGAUGUGGUGGAAAGGAGCUUCCUGGAGUCCAUUGAUGAUGCUUUGGCAGAGAAAGCCAGCCUGCAGUCCCAGCUACCAGAGGGUGUCCCUCACCACCAGCUGCCUCCUCAAUACCAGAAGAUUGUGGAGAGAUUGAAGGUUGUAGAGCAGGAGAUCUCCGGAGGAGCCAUGGCGAUUGUGGCUGUUGUCCUCAACAACAAGCUCUAUAUCGCCAACGUGGGUACCAACCGGGCGCUGCUCUGCAAGUCCACGGUGGACGGGCUGCAGGUGACUCAGCUCAACGUGGACCACACGACCGAGAACGAGGAUGAACUUUUCCGCUUCUCCCAGCUGGGCUUGGAUGCAGGGAAAAUAAAACAAGUGGGAACCAUUCGCGGGCAGGAGAGCACGCGGCGCAUCGGCGAUUACAAAGUCAAGUAUGGCUAUACAGAUAUCGAGCUGCUCAGUGCUGCUAAGUCUAAACCCAUCAUAGCGGAGCCUGAAAUCCACGGAGGGCACUCGCUGGAUGGCGUGACUGGUUUCUUGGUGCUGAUGUCGGAAGGGCUCUACAAAGCCCUGGAGGCAGCUCACGGGCCUGGACAGGCCAAUCAGGAGAUUGCAGCCAUGAUAGCCACGGAGUUUGCGAAGCAGACGUCCCUGGAUGCCGUGGCGCAGGCGGUGGUGGACCGGGUGAAGCGGAUCCACUGCGACACCUUCGCCAGCGGCGGGGAGCGCUCCAAGUUCUGCCCCCGGCACGAGGACAUGACGCUGCUUGUGCGGAAUUUCGGGUACCCCCUGGGUGAGAUGAGCCAGCCCACGCUGACACCAACGCAAGGAGGCCGUGUCUACCCAGUCUCCGUGCCAUAUUCCAGCUCCCAAAGCACAAGCAAGACCAGCGUCACGCUGUCCCUCGUCAUGCCUUCCCAAGGCCAGAUGGUCAAUGGUGCCCACAGCAGCUCUACCCUGGAUGAAGCCACCCCCACCCUCACUAAUCAGAGCCCCACGGUGACUCUGCAGUCCACCAACACCCACACGCAGAGCAGCAGCUCCAGUUCGGAUGGGGGCCUCUUUCGCUCCCGGCCCGCGCACUCGCUGCAGCCCGACGAGGACGGCCGCGUGGAGCCCUACGUGGACUUUGCCGAGUUCUACCGCCUGUGGAACAUGGACCACGGCGAGCAAGGGGCCCUGACUGUCUCCUGAGGCGAGGAGGYGCCUCCUGCGGCCCCGCUGCGCUCAGCUCCGUGAGCAAAGACCGAGGCGAGGAGGAGAGAGCCGCAGCCAACGGCUGCGACGCG